AUGCACCCCGUAGCAAUCUUGGAGAACAUCCCUAACUACGAGUACCAUGCGCAUGUCAUUACUUUGUUCUCCCUCUUCAAGGGCACCCGAGACAAUCUGUAUCCAUCCCUUGGCACAGCAAUCCCAUCAUUAAAGACUCCCAGUGACCUAAAGGCCGUCAGGGAAACCAUUGAAGAGAUCCAAGAGGGGCUCGUCAACCACAACCGCAAUACUGCAAAGGUUGAAAUUCACACCACUUACCGCGGUGGCAGUAUUACCAAGCCGUUCACGACUCUUGUGGCCCUGCAGAACCAUUGUAUCAAGAAGACAGACUCUGUGAUCGAAUACCUCCUGCAGCUCAAGACCGAGGCCGUCCAGAACGAGGGUCAGUUCAACUUCAUUCCAUUGGAUAACAUCACCAUCUGGGACCUCACUUCUCACCUUUCUGGAUUAGGGGGUGACAACCUCCUGACGGGUCUCAACAACACGCCUCCUCUCAUUCGCCCCAAUACGACUCUCGUCUACUUCAGUAUUGGCCUUGAAAUUCUCUCCCCCGUCGUCGAAGCUACCAAUAACAAGACAUAUGAAUAUAUUCUUGUCAAGACCUUCCUCAGCGAGCCUACAUGGGGCGGUGAUCUUGAUAUCUACGCCUCUGCCGGUGGCAUCUACACCAACAAACGUGACAUGCUUACCUUCGGCGCCGCGAUCCUCUCGUCUGAUAUUGGCAUCAACGUGGGAUUCUGGCUGAAGCCCCAUGUCUUUAACUUUUCGCGGGGAUACUCGAUCAGCGCGCCCUGGGAAAUCUGGGCGUCUUUCACGCUUCUCGAAUCGGGCGUUCCCGUGUCCUUCUACAUCAAGUUCGGUGACCUCGGUCUCUCUACCAACGUGCUCAUCAUCGUUCCCGACUACGACCUCGUUACCUUCAUCCAUGCGACCGGCGCACAGUCGGCAGCUACAUUCUCAUUGCCGACGCAAGACAUCUCCCUCGUGAUGAAGGUUCUCAUCCUAACCCUUGAGAAGGCCAGCAAAGAAUCUGCCCACGCGGCCGUUGCCGGAACCUUCACCGACCAGAAGACGAACUUUGUCCAUUGA
Molecule: messenger RNA, 1071 nt
Organism: Colletotrichum graminicola M1.001
Lineage: Eukaryota; Fungi; Ascomycota; Sordariomycetes; Glomerellales; Glomerellaceae
Product: beta-lactamase
Exons: 5
Coding region: 1-1071 (356 amino acids)
Source: RefSeq, a predicted model, not a curated record